Molecule: messenger RNA, 1334 nt
Organism: Ixodes scapularis (black-legged tick)
Lineage: Eukaryota; Metazoa; Arthropoda; Arachnida; Ixodida; Ixodidae
Exons: 5
Coding region: 187-894 (235 amino acids)
Source: RefSeq, a predicted model, not a curated record
CCCUUUGCUUCUUUUUUUUUUCUUUUUCUUUUGUCUGGGACAGAAAUUCCGUUUAUGGUUCCGGAAAAUUUUUUAUCGUAAUCCGUGCACACGCAGAGCAAAAGAUAAGGGUGCGUAAAAGGCUGCGCUAAAACCGAUCGUCUUUGGAGUUGCGAACGUUGCGAACAAGAUCUCGGAGACACAACCAUGGGCAUUCAUGCUCCGUUCAGUCUCACCCUCUUCAUGUUUCUCUGGGCAAUGUUGCUGCUUCAAAGAGCUGCAUGCGGCAGUGUGUCGCGCUGCGAGGCGGAUAAACUUGCUUCCUGCAUUACGAAGAACAUGAUAAAUCCCCAUAUGCUUUUUAUGGAGGGCAGCACAGAACUCGACGUGAUUAACUCCUGCAAUAAGGUGAACGACGCACUGACGUGCACGAACGAGGUGAUCGUCGAUGGAUGUUCAGAAGAGGUGAAACGUGCUCUGCCUACUGUGCAAGCGAACUUUGGUCUCGUACGCGAUACUCUCUGCGGCAAAGACGUCCUCGUGGGCAUCAUCGAGUUCAGCAGGUGCAGAGACGCGCGCAUCAUGGAGACGUGCCGGACGGCAGCCCGUCACCACGAGAAGCAGGGUUCGCGGAACAAGACCACAUUCUCCGAAGACGCCAAGUGCAGAGCCUUCAAAACGGAAUUUGACUGCACGCUGCAAGCGACAACAGGGUGUCCCCCAGCUGCCCAGCCAGGAACAGAGGCCAGGAAAGAAUUCAUCCGCGGCCUUCUAGCGCUAGAAAGAUGUCCGACUCUGGGUGACGGCGGGGACGCGGGCUCUAUUUCCGCACCUUGGAACUCGGUGAUCUUGGGAGCCCUGUGUUCCACGUUAUUGUACCCACUCUUGUAUCAAGCACCCAUGUUGCAAGCUUAGAGCUAAACUCAGCAUCAUUGUACGCUCGUAGCCUUCCUUUCCGGACGCUUAAAAAACAGUCUCUGCAAACAACGAGAAAGCGCUUUCUAUACGCAGCUACGCCAUGUUAAGAUAUCUGAGCCGGCUUGCUAGAAUGGACGUCUUAGCUGAGGCUGCGUGAAAGAAAGCCUGCCAAGCCCGAGACGCGUGAGCACUUGGGGCACCUCGACUUGGACUCGACCUCACUUGCCACUGCGUUCAUCCCUUAGCUUUGGAAGCGCUUUCUUUCGCGAACUCUUCGCAAAGACUGUUUUAUCCAAACCAGCCCUGACGUCCUGGUAUUCUGAAUUUCGAAGAAUACGAUAGAUGCAGCGGAGCUAACGCGAGCCAUAACAUAAAUAGACGGAUUAUUCUUUCCUAUGUUGAUUAUAUAUCAUUGAAUAAAAUGUUGACCAGUAGUU